AGAAUUUUUUUUCUUUCAUUUAGUUGUUUUUGCGCGACCGAGGAAAUCUAACACGUUCAUAUUACUCCACACAUAAAUUGCUACAAAAAAAAAUCGAAAAUAAUAUAAAAAAUCUUAAGAAAUAGUAUUUAAAAUAUUUUGCUUUAACCAAAUCAAUUAAUGUGCCUAAAGAAAUGUAAAAAAUAACAAAGAAAAUAAGUGAUUUUUCCAUUCGUAAUACAAGAAAAGAAAUAUGAAGUGAAAGCAGAAAUGCCAACAAGAGUGAGAGAGUAAAAAAAAGUGCCAAAAAGUGUAUGAGAAAAAAAUUUGCAAUGAGCUGAAAGAAAAAAAAAAUAAUUGCAAAAAUAAAAAUAUUUAAUUAGUAAAUGUUGUCGGUUUAAUAGAGUGUGCAAAGUUUAUAGUUUUUUUCUUGAAAUAAAAUGCGUUUAAAUUUACAUUUGACUCAUUGGAGUUUGCUGUUUAUAACAUUAAUUUCGAGUUGCUUCCUGUUUUAUGUUGUUGCCUCCGAGAAUGCAAAAUAUGUAACAAAACACCUAAAUGACGCCUCCGGGCCGUCCAAUAUCCACAAUCCUACCCCUCUAAAUUUGGAAACGUCAUCAGCAGAAGCCUCUGCAAAAACGUCAAUAUAUGAAGAAACCGGCCAGCAAAAUGCAGCAGGUGUUGAAAUAAAACAUGAUAAAAAUUCUCUAAAUGUGGACAAAAAUGAUAAAAUUUUACCCAAUUAUAAAAAGGUGAAAAAAUUAAUAUUAGAACAACAAACCACCACAUUAAAACGUGAUAACAUUGAUAUCCCUAUAACUUCUGAACCCUCACCGGUAGAAGUAAACAUAGUAUCUUCACCAGCUGAAGAAAAUAGUUUUAAACAUUCGGAAACAAAUGAUGAUGAAAUAAACAAAAAGUCUAGUGAUAGUGUUUUAAAUGAUGAUGACGAUGUUAAUAAUAAUAAUGAUAAUAGUAAUAGUGUAGAAAAUAAAAAUCUAUUCAAUACAAUUGAUAUAGAUUCCGUAAAUGUUAAAGCAAAUAAUGAAAUUCAUUCAUCAAUUGAGGAGCCAAUUGAACAAAAUUCACCACAACAAGUGCCUGACGUGGAAGAGACAGCUGAAAGGGGUACAAUAAUACAGCAACACGUACAAGAUGACAAUGCUGAUAUGGCAAAUGGCGAUAACAUGCUGACGAUUGCUAUACUAAGCUGUGAUACUAUAAAAAUAACAUUUUUUAAUUACUUGGCAAAUUAUAAUAGCAGUGAUUUUAUAGUUAAAUAUUUGUUAUUUGUUUAGAAAUUAAACAGAAAU
Molecule: messenger RNA, 1292 nt
Organism: Lucilia sericata (common green bottle fly)
Lineage: Eukaryota; Metazoa; Arthropoda; Insecta; Diptera; Calliphoridae
Product: TNF receptor-associated factor family protein DDB_G0272098-like
Exons: 3
Coding region: 420-1277 (285 amino acids)
Source: RefSeq, a predicted model, not a curated record